UGCCCAGUAUCCUCAUUUGGCCCCUGUUGUCUUGCGCGGCGCCUGCGUUGUCGAGAAAGGUUUCUUGCUGGUUGCCUCUCGCGGCCUUAAUUGUGUAAAUUCGGCUUCCGGAGCUAGAUACUUUCUGUAAUAGCAAGAAAAGACCGGUCGGCAUCGAUUAUUGCAUAUUGCCUUAAAUUAGCUAGUGUAAGGAAAUAUGUUUGUUUAAUAUCUUAACAGCCAUACAUACAUGCAUAGCUAGCUCAUUCUAGUAAUGUAACGGUUGCUUGUUAGCCAGCUCACAGUCUAGUUAACGCCGACGUCUAAAAGCUAGCUAACGAGCUUAGCAAAUGCUAACCCUUCCUAGCUAGCGCUACGUUGCUUGCUUACUUUGGAUAUUGUUAUUUACCUGCUUGCUUAGCUAGGUCUAUGAGAAACUAUACGGAACUACCUCAUCACUAUAGUUAGGUAGCUGAGUAAUUUGGUUGGCAGGAUAUAUGUGUGGGAGUAACGUUCAUUCCCGAGUCCGGGCAAAAAGUACCCGGAAGGGACGCGCAACUGCCGCCUUUGUUGAUGUAUGAUCAAGCUAACAUUACUGUAGACAAUAGCUAAUAGUUGCAGCGAUUAGACUGUGUGGGAUCCGGCAAUCAAGCUUUCAAGUCUAAUUUGGGAUAAAUGGUUCGAAAAGAAAGCCCAGCACUGAUUUAGCUGCAUCACUAUCACCACCACAGCCAGUCUGCAUCUCCUGUCCCCACUACCUCCAUCCAGUCCCCUGUGCCUGCCUGUCUUGUCUGCUCUGAGAGAGACCGGUCUAUCUGGGCUAUACAGAGCAACGAAGAACAAACACAGCCGUCAUUGAAGCACCAGCACUGACUGGUUUUUGGCUCUAGAGACCACACCAAGGACUUAGACAGAGAGCCCAGUUGGAGGGUAACUUCCUGCGUCACUCUUAAUUAACACUAAGAGGGGAACCAACCUGAUUUUGAUCACCCUGCAUCCUGUCUUCUCUUCCAUAACAUAGGAACAGAAGGAGUUGCUACUUUAUUUUUUUUUGCUGCAGAGGUCUUUAUCCUGGUCCUGGGACACUGCGUAUUGUUUUGGUCAACACCUCUGUUCUGCCCUGCCGACAUCAGCCAACGGUGGUGUCACAAAGCAGAGGGGUCUCUGUACCCUGUUGUCACUUUGAUUUAUUCUCGCACAUUCCCCCCCCCCGGGUUGGUUUUGAGUCAUCACCGCUGUCUGCCUGCCGACAUCAGUCAUCACAAAGCAGAGGGGUCUCUUUCUGUAGGAGUCUGCAGUAGCUUUUAGGUCAUUUAUCCCCCCCCCAUUUGGUUUUGGAGCCCGGUUCUUUUACCGGCUGCUUGAACUGCUGAAACUGGGGCGCGAUUCAUGGGAUGCAACCAUGUCGGAUCUCAGUGAGCGCAGGCCAGUUAACAUGGACUACGCGGUCUCCCUGCUGGAGCAGCUCAACUUCUUCUAUGAGCAGAAGUUACUGACUGACGUGGUGCUGCUGGUGGAGGACAACGAGUUCCCAUGUCACAAGAUGGUCCUGGCCACAUGUAGCUCCUAUUUCAGGGCAAUGUUUAUGAGUGGUCUGUCUGAGAGUAAACAGACUAAUGUUCACCUGAAGAACGUGGACCCUGCCACUCUCCAGAUCAUCAUCACCUACGCCUAUACAGGCAACCUGGCUAUCAAUGACAGCACUGUGGAGCCACUCUAUGAGACCGCCUGCUUCCUACAGGUAGAGGAUGUGCUACUGCAGUGCAGGGACUACCUGGUGAAGAAGAUCCAUGCAGACAACUGUGUCCGGAUGCUGAGCAUCGGGGAUCUGUUCUCCUGUGUGGAGCUGAAGCAGAGCGCCAAGCGCAUGGUGGAACACAAGUUCCCCGUGGUCUACCGUCAGGAGGCCUUCCUACAGCUGUCCCAUGAGUUGCUGGUCGACGUGCUGUGCUCAGACAACCUCAACGUAGAGAAGGAGGAGACGGUGAGGGAGGCUGCCAUGCUGUGGCUGGAGUAUAACAUGGAGGCUAGGUCCCAGUACUUGUCCUCAGUUCUCAGCCAGAUCCGCAUCGACGCUCUCUCCGAGGUGACUCAGCGUGCCUGGUUCCAGGGCCUACCGCCUAACGACAAGUCUGUCGUAGUGCAGGGCCUCUACAAGUCCAUGCCCAAGUUCUUCAAACCCCGCCUUGGCAUGACAAAGGAGGAGAUGCUCAUCUUCAUGGAGGCCACGUCAGAGUGGCCAUCUGACAUGGGUCAGGUGAUGGCGGGCCCCAACCACACGGUGGUGUGUUACAGCCCGCAGGCCGAGAAGGUCUACAAGCUCAGCAAUCCGCCCGGCGACCUCCAGAAGGUUGGGACGCUCGUCACACCCGACAACGACGUGUUCAUUGCCGGCGGGCAAAUCCCGCUGAAGAACUCUAUCGCCAACCACGGGAAAAGCGGCGGCAAGCAACAGGCAGUGUUCCGCUCAGUGGAUAGCUUCUUCUGGUUUGACGCCCAGCAGAAUGCUUGGGUGCCUAAGACGCCCAUGCUGUGUGCCCGCAUCAAGCCCUCUCUGGUCUACUGCGAGGGUUACAUCUACGCCAUCGGGGGGGACAACGUAGGCGGGGAGCUAAAUAAACGUACCGUAGAACGCUAUGACUGUGAGAAAGACGAGUGGGCUAUGAUGAGCCCCCUCCCUUGCGCCUGGAACUGGACCACGUCCGUAGCAGCCCACGACUGUAUCUACGUGAUGACCCAUGACCUCAUGUACUGCUACUUCCCUCGCGCUGACACCUGGGUAGAGAUGGCCAUGAGGAAGACAAGUCGCUGCUUCGCCUCCGCUGCCACCUUUGGUGACCUCAUCUUCUACAUUGGGGGGCUCCACGUUGUCUCCAACUCGGGCGUCCGCAUGCCCACCAGCACCAUCGACGGUUCCUCCGUCACCGUGGAGAUCUACGACGUCGGCAAGAACGAGUGGCGCCUGGCCGCCAACAUCCCUGCCAAGCGCUACUCGGACCCGUGCGUGCGGGCCGUGGUGCUCCUUGGCGCUCUGUGCAUCUUCAUGCGGGAGACUCACAUGAACGAGCGCGCCAAGUACGCCAUCUACCAGUACGACCUGGAGCUGGACCGCUGGUACCUCAAGCAGCCCGUGUCUGAGCGCGUGCUCUGGGACCUGGGGAAGGACUUCCGCUGCGCCGUGGGGAAGCUAUACCCAUCCUGUCUGGAAGAAUCCCCGUGGAAACCACCCACCUACCUGUUUUCCCCCGACGGGGCUGAGGAGUUUGAGGUGGACGGGGAGAUGGUCUCCCUCCCUCACAUAUAGCUCUUAACCUUCCACCUCUCUGCCCCCAAACGGAGUCCCCGAAUUGCCCUCUGAACUCUGGGUGUGACGUGUCGAGGGAUUGACCUGAAAGCCAGAGGGGUAGGUUUGAUGUCUGUUCCAAAGGGAUCUGAGCGCUACAAGGCUGUUCUGCUGGCUGGCUGUUGCUGACAAACAAGCUUAUACAAAGCCUCAGACAUUGAAAAUAUAGGAGAGAAACUAAAGUAAUAUGGGAAAAGUAGAUUUGUUUUUUUUUGUCUGUUGCAACUUCAAGUCUGUUAUACUGUUUCUACAAUGUGAUAAUUGAAAGUUGACUGAUUUGUGAUGAUGCACUUACUGGCGAAAAGCUCCUUGGAAAAACUGUACCAAAAUCCUCCUGGUCUCCACCUCUUUCUAUCACCACUGUUGUAAACCCACAUCCAUCUCUCCUAGGGACACGUGGCCUGUGUCUCAGCCAUAUGGUACCCUAUUCCCUAAGUAGUGCACUAAAUAGGUAAUAGGGUGCCAUUUUGGAUGCUCCUAGUAUAGGAACAUACAGGGCCAAGUGUUGGGGGGGGGGGGGGGUUCUAGGUGGUGACUGCAGGUCCAGUCACUACCUGUUUUUUUCUUUUUCUUUACCUCUGCUACAGACACGCAACUCCCUGCCUCUCCCCUCAUUCCUCUAGUCCCCUGCUCACACUAACACCACUCAAGCCUGCCUGUCUCUUAGGCUGUGUCCCCCAAAUGGCACCUGACUCCCUACUUUUGACCAGGGCGCAAAGGGCCACCAUAGGCUUGUUAAGCUGGCACUGUGGCGCUCUUGCCAAAAGUAGCAUCCUAUAUAGGGUUCCAUUUGGGAGGCAUCCUUAGUCAAUCUCUCUGGACACAGGUCUUCCACAGAGCCAGCCAGCGGUUUACAGAACGGAGCUCACCCUAACCAACCGCCAUCUCAUCGUCGUGAUGGGAGGUUUUAUGCCGGCUCUUAUUUUAUUUUUGACAAGCGCGGGUCUCUGCAACAACACACGCCUCCUUCACGCUAUCUCAAUACUCUCAUCAACUAUAGAUUUUUGGGCUCAUGCAUUUAAAAAAAUAUAUAAUACAUUCCCCCUAAGCUGCUGAAAUAUAUAUAAAAAUAUAUAUUUUUCAUGUUUAAAAAAUAAACUUUUAGUGUGGGGGAAAACAACCAGGUUCUAUUUUGUAUUAGUAUUUUUUUUAUUUUAAAUCAGACAUUACUGUAGUGUGAUUGUGUUUAGGUAUCCACCCCCCAUCAGAUUAUUUUCUUGUGUGAAAUACUGAGGAAUCUUGCUGCUGAUUGGGUCUGGGAAGGAGGGCUGGCCCAGUGCUGUUGCUAUGGAAAUUGUCCAGGCAACCACUAGCGGUAGUGGAGAACGACUGGAGGGUGGUAUGGGAGGGAAGGAGCGGACGGAGCUGCUUCAUGGUUCCUACCUUAAACAUGAGCACAGGUGCUUCAUGACAAACCUUACUAGCAUGUUUGGCUGCAUCAUGUUCCUUUGGCACUGUAUUUUGAAUGAACGUUAAUUUAUUAAAAAACAUACCAAAACGUU
Messenger RNA from Oncorhynchus mykiss (rainbow trout), 4824 nucleotides. RefSeq names its product kelch repeat and BTB domain-containing protein 2. Lineage: Eukaryota; Metazoa; Chordata; Actinopteri; Salmoniformes; Salmonidae. Gene Ontology annotation, molecular function: protein binding. The record is from RefSeq and is a predicted model, not a curated record.